UGAGGUGAAGCUGAAUGCCACGACGUCUUCAGAGGAGGAAUAUCAGUUAAAGGUUUCCUGCUACUAUGUGGCCAACAUCACUCGCACAUUGGCCUUUCUGACCAGGCCGCGUGACAACGAGCCUUUUGCCGAGACUGGGACGGGUCGACUAAUGGUCAGAAUGAGACUCGCUCAGGACGCCUUGUAUAACACGUUCCACCAGGAGGAGGACUAUCCAGUGGUGAGGUACCUUAGACAGCCUCUGCACUUUGAGGUGGAGCUGACCACGUCCUCUGAUCCCAAGGUAGCGCUGGUGCUUGACCACUGCUGGGCCACCCUCAACGAGGACCGCGACUCCCGACCCCGGUGGAAUCUCAUCAUUAAUGGCUGUGAGAACCCCGAGGAUCCAUACCGUGUGGUCUUCCACCCGGUAGAAGUUGACGCCAGGGUCCACUUCCCCUCUCACGUCAAACGCUUUGAGGUCUAUAUGUUUUCCUUCGCCGAGGAUGCGGUUGAGCAGAGUGGCCAGGUCUUUGUCCAUUGUGAUGUGGUCAUCUGUGAUGCCAGUAGUCCCACUGGCGGCCCCUGUAGUGGACAAUGUGUGAAUCAGGACAACCUGAAAAGAGGUCAACGACAUGUCAAAGACCUCUUUGAGGAGCGUCAUGUAUAUGUUUCUUCUGGAUACAUUCUUUGGGUGUAAUGUAUUGUUCUAACAUGACAAAUAAAGUGUUUUAUAUAAAACAAU
Molecule: messenger RNA, 724 nt
Organism: Oncorhynchus kisutch (coho salmon)
Lineage: Eukaryota; Metazoa; Chordata; Actinopteri; Salmoniformes; Salmonidae
Product: zona pellucida sperm-binding protein 2-like
Exons: 6
Source: RefSeq, a predicted model, not a curated record